CACUCUUUAGUGCGGAAGCGCGCUUGCGGUUCGGGACAGAACCGAAACCCGGGCUGGAGUGUGCGCUUCCGGUUGGAGAGGAGCAGUGUGUGUGUGAGGAGUUAAGAAGGCCAAGCAGGGGGAAGAAGAGCCAGAAAUGGCUGUGUUCAGUAACAAGCUGAGCUCCUACUCUAUUGCUCAGCUGUCCGAGCUGCUGGAAGAUGAAGAGAAGCUCAACAAGAUAGUGCUGGACCUGGAGGAGGUGCAGGGGGUGCAGCAGAAUAAGGAAACAAUCCUGGCCAGCAACCGGAGCCUGGCUGAGCAGAACCUCAUACUGCAGCCCAGAUUGGACCAUCAGAAAAACGAGCUCACGAAAUGCUACCGCUGCCUCCAGGAACAAUUCGAGGCCUUCCAGCUUCGCAAGUCCACACUAGACCACAAGUCUGGUGCCACAUCCUUGGACACAUUGCUUGCAUUGUUGCAGGCAGAAGGAGCCAAAAUUGAGGAAGAAACUGAGAACAUGGCUGAGUCUUUCCUUGAUGGUGCUGUACCCUUGGAUGGCUUUAUUGAUGAGUACCAGAGCAAGCGCAAACUGGCUCACCUGCGGAGGGUGAAGAUCGAGAAGCUGCAGGAACUGGUGCUGAAAUUGCCGGCAGUUGCCCAGGUCCCUAGUCACACUGAACCAGUCUCCACACCUGCUCCCCUCCAGAGAGAGCCUGACAGUACCCCAGUCCCACAGCCCAGACGAGCCCCUCCACUUCCCCCCAUCAAAAAUCCCAGUGCGCAGUCUCCGCCAGCUCCAGUGAUGGCCUAUCCUGCUGCUCCUUACCCACCAAUCCCACCCAGAGUGCGACAACCCCAGCCUGGGUACCCUUCUCUCUGCAUGCCACAAUACACUCCACCAGUGCCACAGAGAUCUGCCCCUCGGAUGGCUCCUCAACCAGGCUUCAUCUUACAGUGAUUAUCUGACUCUUUCAUCCACUUGGGAAGGAACAAUCUAUGCACUGGAUCUCCAGAUGUGCCUUUCUGAAGGUCUCCCUGCCUGAGAAUAUCACGUCAGGACAUGCUGGAUGUCUGUUUGAAAUGAGGGUUCUCUGGACAGUUCUACAGUUUAAAAAGUAGUGUCAGCAAUGGUACCUUUUGUUUUUUGUUUUAAUUCGCACUUUAGACUUUUCUUCUUCUGGCAUUGGGAUCUAAUACAAGAUGUCUGGCUACCUUGCAUCUCACUCCUGACUUUGUGCUUCUCCUUGGUUGUUUGGCGUAAAUACAUUUCCUGUUAUCAACUCCAGGGUGUUAAGGGCCCAGUGGAAAGCAGAUGGUCUAAAAUAUGGUCAAGCUUUGUGUUUGUGUAUCUUGGCAAUUUUAUGUAACCUCGCACCUUCUGUCUCAUCAGACAUUUCAUAUCGAGAAAAAUUUGAUUCCUCACUGGUAAUGGCAUUUACGAUAAAGCCUAUGCAAACAGACCGAACUGUCUAGCCUGAAUGAGAAGUAAAACCACUCUUUUCCUUUCACAUCCCAGGUUAUAUGCACCAACAUUUAGCCAAAGAUGUGUUUGACUUGGUAGGUUCAGUUCUAGUCCUGGUGCUUGCAUGAAGUUGAAAUUAGGAGUACGUUUCCAGGUAGAUUAUAAGGAAUGAUUACGAAUAUUAUGGUGUCUGUGGAAUGCAUUGGUCUGAAGGAGUGUUUGCCAUAGUGAUGAGUCAUGGACUGGUUUCAUGUUUUGAGACCUAGCCCUCUACUGGCAGAUCCUGAUUGACGGCGUCCUUCAGUUCAAGGCUAGGCUUAAAGGGAUGCGUUGGCCAAACAAGUUUGAAUGGACACCAACAAGUGGCAAAUUGUGUGGGAUUAACCAUCUCGUUACUCUGUUCAAUAGCAGUCCUGUGUGAAUGAAGGACGGAAAAAAGCAGAUCCAUAGUGAUGGGGGAACACCAGCACACCAUUGGGGGGGGGGGGAGUACACAUUUGGUGAAUUAUGGUGCAUGGGUGCAAACUGGGAUGAAUCGCUCACAGUCACUGUGGGAGAUGCGAGUUUCUUGCACUGUCUAUAUUACUGUGUACUAACACUGAAAAGCUAACAUUUUGACAUGUUAAUUAUUUUUAGAAAACAUUAUUGUGCAAACUUUUGAUUCCUGGUAAUUAAGGUGGUGCGCAAGUGCUUGCUUUAACCUAAAUUGAAUACAUCAAUUACAUUUUAGAAAAUUAAUAUUAAACAUAAAACAGUAAAUAUAAAGCUUGCCGCUUUCAUUUACAGCCAUACUAGCAAUGAUUUUAUAAGAGGUUUUAAAAUGUAUAUUUUUGAUGUUUUUGCUUUCAUGACCGCUAAUAAGGAUAACACACGUGGGGGGGAAAACGUGCUUGGGGAAAUGUCUGCUUUAGAAACUUCCACCGGUUUCGAGAUGUUUACACUGCUUCCUAAAAAUACUGUUGAACCAUUUUCUAAAUCAAUUUCUUUACAUCUCAAGAGGAUUAUCAGAAAAGCGUGUGAACACUUUUUCAGAUUGUGUCAGUGCUGUGAACCAGAAUUUUUUUUUUUUAAAUCUAAUGUUAUUUUUGUUUGUACAUGCUCAAAUUUUGCUAAUAAAUUAAGCAGAAUAGUAAUGUAAAGAACUCAACCCAGACAAAGCAUUUCCUGAGGUUGAAUUAAUGUGGUAAAUUCAGCCUGAUUUUGACACCAUUUUGUCAUGGCUGAUAAAUUUCAUUGGGCCAAAAUACGAACAUUGGGAAUGAUGAAAGGAGACACAAUUGAACAGUGAUGCCUCGUGACACCCUGACGAAGUCUAGCAUGUUAGAAUUUUUGUAUUUUCUCGCCUAGUUUGACAGUUGCUCUGACGUGUUCCUUCUGUAGCCAGGAUUGACACUUCCAUGUGGUCUGAUCUUGGCAAUACACAACACCAAACUAUGUUCAGUAUGUGAGUGAACAUGGCUUUUCUUUGUCCUGUGAAGUUGUGGUGGGUUUUUUUUUUUUUUUUUUUGGUUCCUUACCAGUUUCCCAAUGCACACCACCUCUGUGAAACUGGAUAACUUGCAGCAGCCAUCUAAUGCCUGCAGGGUUGGACACCACUGUGGUCUCUUCAAACAUCUAAUCUGUAACUCAAAUGUCUAAAUUUAACAGGCUCUGCAUGUCCAUUUUGCUCCUGCAUGCUAUCAUGUGUAUAAUUACAAGUGUCCUUACUAUAUGCUGAGAUUAUCAUAUUUGGUGCUGCAUGGUCACACAACUUGGGGUUGAACUUGUAUAUCUAUGCCACACAUUCCUAACGCUGGUCCUCUUUGCAAAUUUCAGUGCUUUCUCUGCUCUUAACUCACUCAUUCAACUUAGGAAGGGCCAUUAAUUAGCUUGAGGUGAAACAGGUGCGUUGGGAACAAAGCAUUAAUGGCUGUCUGUCUCUGUGUUGGCCCUGUGAUAGAUUGGGGACCUGUCCACAGUUUACCCUGCCUCUCACCCAGGGUCCAGUUCACUGGUGACCCCCGGUGAAUGAAUGUUGGGAGCAAGAAAACACUAAAAUGUGCAGGGGGUACUCUAAGACCAUGGUCAGAAACCUGAGGUAUAUGCAGAAACUUACUAAUCCAGAUCAGAGGCCGCCUUUUAUGUUCUGAUAGCUGCGGUUCUAUAGACCUGACCUGAGAUUAGCUGUCUUGCCCUAAGACAUGGGGACCUGUGCCUUAAGAUACCCAGUAAAUGCAGGAAUUAAAGUGCCUAGUGGUCUGAAAUGUGAAUUGUGUUAAACAGCCCACUGUAUCAUACUUGCACAGAUGGGAGAGAGCAGCUCAGCUUUCAGUUGGGAGUAUGUGCCAGUCUGCUCCUCUAGAGCAACGUGGCUCAAGUUUUUAUCAGCAGCACUUAUCGUAAUGUUGUUUAAGGUUAUUCGGUACAUGCCUUUCUUGGAAAGGACUGCUCAGUGGUCUUGACUGCAAUGAAACGCUGACAUGGCUGCCAAGCAGUGGCUCGUCAGUAAUCUUAAAUGAGCCAGCAUUUCCCCAGCAUGUGAGUUUUUGUGUAUUUUGUACAUGGUUAUUUUUGAUCUAACAUGGCUGUUUUGUACAGAUGACUGGUCAUGCAUGUAAAAUAUACUGAUCAUUUUAUUGUAUUAGAUUGUUUUAUUCAUUUGGGAAAUGGAUAAAAGUUGUCAGAUUGACCUAUGUCUAUUUUAAGUAUAAUAAAGAGUAUAGUAAAAGA
Messenger RNA from Neoarius graeffei (lesser salmon catfish), 4153 nucleotides. RefSeq names its product VPS37B subunit of ESCRT-I a (gene vps37ba). NCBI's taxonomy places the organism in Eukaryota, Metazoa, Chordata, Actinopteri, Siluriformes, Ariidae. The record is from RefSeq and is a predicted model, not a curated record. Gene Ontology annotation, cellular component: ESCRT I complex. Gene Ontology annotation, biological process: ubiquitin-dependent protein catabolic process via the multivesicular body sorting pathway; protein targeting to membrane; protein targeting to vacuole. Bases 137 to 940 code for a protein of 267 amino acids. The transcript is spliced from 4 exons.